Caenorhabditis briggsae is the source of this 3114-nucleotide messenger RNA. It is a transcript of the gene Cbr-tag-315, whose product is annotated as Protein CBR-TAG-315. The record is from RefSeq and is a predicted model, not a curated record. Gene Ontology annotation, cellular component: transcription factor TFIIIC complex. Lineage: Eukaryota; Metazoa; Nematoda; Chromadorea; Rhabditida; Rhabditidae. Gene Ontology annotation, biological process: transcription by RNA polymerase III. Gene Ontology annotation, molecular function: protein binding. Bases 1 to 3114 code for a protein of 1037 amino acids. The transcript is spliced from 9 exons.
AUGAACUCUCAAAAACCGUCAACAUCGAAUUAUCGCCCUGAAGAAGACGAAGAAGAAGAGUACGGGAACAUUCUGGAACAAGAGGGUGAAGAUUUUCCGGAUGUUGAGGAAUAUGAUCAAGAUGAGGGAAUGGAUGAUGAUGACGAUGGAACUAUCGCCGGUGUCAACAUCACACCUCACUUGACUAACUUGGAGCGAGAAGUGAAUGUAGAAGAAGAAGAAGUUGAACCAGGGCCAGCUCUAGAAGACGAAGAUUUAGUGAACGCCAUCAAUAUGUUUAUGAGGAAUGAAUAUGAUUAUGAUCAGUUUAUGAGAGUCACUGGAGGACAGACACUGAAAGAAGAAAUGGGAACUAAACGAAAACGCCCUUCUGACAGUGUCGAAGAUGACGAUGCUGACGAGGUUGAUCUGACAGAAGAUGAUGAUGAGGAUGGAGAGCUCAUGGCUGAUGUAGAAGAUGCAGCUGAGCAUAAUGGCGAAGGAACAUCUGCAAUCACUUUAGACGAUCGAUACGAUGCGCUUCCAGAAGAAGCAAGAUAUAUCAUGACACAGAUUAUGUCAGGACAGACGCAAAAAGGAGUGGAAGUUGUUGCUCCGCCAGCAAAUCUGGCAGAUGCCCUGAGAAGUCAGUUUGAUGAAUCAGGUGCGACACCGUUAAAACAAGUGAAAAUGGAAGUUCAUGAUGGAGGAGCUAGCUCAUCUUCGGCUCCUGCACCUCCCACAGAAAUACAUCGUGAUCGUGGAAAAUCAAAACGAUUGGAUGGGUUGUUAGGAUUAGCUAACGUGUAUACAGCUCAAGGAAAUAUCGAGGGUGCUAUGGAGCUACUCCGGGAAGUGAUUCGCACAGAUCACAAACAUGCUAUUGCCUAUCAAACGAUUGCAACAGUAUACGAACAAGAAGGAGAUCGAGAAAAAGCUCUUCAAUUCGGUCUUCUAGCUUCUCAUUUGAAUCCGAAAACGCCAGCUGAUGAUUGGGUUCACUGGGGAGAUGAGGCGAGCAAAUUGGGUAGAGUUGACGAAGCCGCUGUGUGCUACGAUAGAGCAAUUCAUCUGAAUAACGAAAAUUGGAAAUUUUACGAGAAGAGAAUCGAAAUGCUUGAUCGACUCAAUUUGAGACCAUUAGCUAUGCGGACACGCCUUCAAGCCGCUCAAAACAUCAAUAAUGAUAUUCUGCAAGUAGAUUUCCAAUGGUUCCGGGAACUGAUUCGGAAAGUUGCUCAGUACUACAUCACGCUGAACGACGAGGAACGAUCCAUUCAGUCGCUAGAAGCUUUCGUUCUUCGAAGCAGAGAAUUCGGAGAAAAUGCCGAGGCACAGCACGAGACUUUAGUUGGAAUGUAUAUAACUCGUUAUAAAUUCGAACAGGCCGGAAAGUCUAUUCUCGCAUUAUGCAAAGGCAUCAAGGCAGUGUAUAUGAUCUCAAGAGAACCUGCGUGUCUGAUAACCUAUACCAAUGGAACGUAUGAAUGUCUCCCAUUUCCACCUAUAGGAAGUAUAGACUAUGAGAUCGAUGAGGCUCUAUUCCCAGUCAGUAUGCAUUGCCAUCUUGUUUACUGUCUCUUCAGUAUAAAUGAAAUUGAGCAGUCCUCUGAGCUCGAAAGAAAACUUCUGAAAAGAACAUACAAUAUCGAAGUGGAUGAGCCGUCCUUGCUGGAACUACCUAGGCUUUACAAGGCGAAAGGAAAUCCGAAGUUCGCAAUGAAGUUCAUGGAGGAGCUAACAAAAAAUCCAAGUUAUGAUUACGAGGAGUCUGGUGCUUAUUGGUAUCUGAAAGGAACUCUAGAAAUGGCUCAAAAACGAGAGGAUGCUGCAAUGGAAGCGUUUAACAAAACGUUGAUAUUGCAACCAAAUCAUGUUGAUAACCGAAUCAAUCUUUCGACAUUACAACAAAAAGCAGGCCUUUUCGAUAAAGCAUUAGAAACUUUAGAAGAUUACGAUCUAGAAAAUUGCUCAUCGUUACCAGAUGAACGUCUGUUGGCUCGCCGAGCCGAUGUUCUCUUUGAGUCAGGAGAUUCUGAUCAGUUUGUCCGGACAACACGAAUGAUGUUGGCUCCACACUUUUAUCAAGUAUAUGCUCCAGAGCUGAUGAAAAAAAGGCGUGUUCCGAAAGCACAAUCGAACACUCCAGCUUUGAGUAACGCUUUGAGAACGUGUGCAUUAAAUGUGAUCAAGCACACAAACUGGGAAAGAUUGGUCAAAAGACUUGGCGCAACAGUCGAAGCAAAUGGAGUUUCACACAAUUCUCUUUCAGGAACAGAUUUGCAUGACUAUUGCCUCAAACUGGUCGAAUGUCUGAAUAAAAUGGAGAAACAUCAAGACGCACUCAUCGUUUGUUGCUAUGCUUUCCUUCACCCGAUGCUUUUCAAAAUUGAAAAAACUUCUACAUUCCAAAACCUCAUCUACUACUGUUCUGUCAAAGCUCGUUGCUGGAGUCUCGCAUUUGAAUUCAUCAGAUUUUACUACAGUUUCACUUCGGCGAAUGCUGCCGAAAAAGAGAAUACGCCUCACACUGAUAUGCUUCAAAAACGAUUGUUCAAUGCAAUGAAUUAUGUGUUUGUGAAUUCUCAGAAUGUGUGCUAUCACAGAUUCAUUAUGAGAGCACUUUUCAAGAACAAAGAUAAUCAUGCUCUUCAAGCAAUAUCCGGUAACAAUUCACUUAUCACUGGAACGUAUCGCCAUGCGAUGGGAGAAUAUCUCCGUGUAUGGGUGAACAACAAAAAGAAUCCACUGAUCUGCCUUCUACUUUCUCUCACUUUCACCCAUAUGUCCUGUAAGAAAGAUCUCUCGAGCCGUCAUCUCAUCGGAAUACGUGGAAUCGCAUUCAUGAAGAAAUACUCAAAAGUACGAACUUGUCAGCAAGAAGUGUAUUACAACAUUGCCAGAAUGUUCCAUCAAAUGUCCAUUCUUCCUCUUGCUAAACAUUUCUAUGACAAAGUUCUCGAAGCCAGCCCACCGAAUAUUUUUGUCUUCGAUGACGACGGCAAUGAAGUAUUAGUUCCAGCAGUAAAGUAUGAUUUGAGAAAAAUGGCUGCUCACAAUUUGGCUCUGAUCUAUCGAACUUCUGGAAAUCACUACGCGGCAAGAGAGCUUUAUGAAAAAUAUCUCGUUGUUUGA